AUGGCUGAGUCCGCUCCCCCGGGAUUGGAAGGUAUUGUUGAGAGCCAGUACGCGCAGAUUGGCUCCCAUCGUUACCACUACUUGUAUUCCAAACCGCCCAAGGGCGAGUUCAAAGGGACUUUUUUGCUUUUUCACGGCUUCCCCGACAUUUCGUACGGCUGGCGUUAUCAGAUCGUCCUCCUUCACUCUCUUGGGUACGAAGUAGUUGCUCCUGACAUGCUCGGUUACGGCCGGAGUAGUGUCCCUAUCGAUCUUGAAGAAUACGCUGCCAAGACACAAGCCGACGACAUGGCAGUUCUUGCCGAGCGGAUCGCCCAUGGACGGCAGGUAUUCGUUGGUGGCCACGACUUCGGCGUUCUCGUGGCGUACAGAAUUGCCAUGUACUAUCCCAACUUAGUCCGAGGCCUUUUCGUUGCAGCGAUCCCUUUCCAACCGCCAGAGGUCAACUUCGAGUUUGCCGAUCGGAUUGGCGACGAAUCUUAUACCUCGAUUGGAUACAUGCGUCAAUUUGGCGACCCAGAAUUUCAUCAAAACUUCAUUGGGCCGGACAAAGUGUGGCAGCUAUUGAGUGCUUGUUACAAUGGAACAACGCCGGAGGGCGAACCAGGCGGCUCUCCUGAGGAAGGACUGGUGCUCGACAGAUUGCCUCGGAUCGGAUUAUCUUCUAUUGUAAAGCAAGAAGAGUUGGCGUACAUUGUGCGCGAGUACGGGGAAUCAGUACAGGGUCCUUUCAACUGGUAUCGCUUGUGGAAGAUCAAUUUUGACGCCGAUCUCUCCGCCGCAAGGAAAGGCAACAUCAGAUUCACAAUGCCGACACUGUUUAUUGGAGGCAAGAGUGAUCCAUACUUGCCUCCGUUUUUGAUAGAUGCGAUGCGAGGAUACUUUGACGAUCUUGAAAUUCAUCAAGUUGACGGGACGCACUGGGUGCUGUGGGAUGCGCGGAUGGAAGUUAACAAUUUGCUCGAGAAGUUUCUUUCAAGAUUCACAACUUAA
Molecule: messenger RNA, 993 nt
Organism: Colletotrichum destructivum
Lineage: Eukaryota; Fungi; Ascomycota; Sordariomycetes; Glomerellales; Glomerellaceae
Product: Putative alpha/beta hydrolase-1, epoxide hydrolase
Exons: 1
Coding region: 1-993 (330 amino acids)
Molecular function (GO): hydrolase activity
Source: RefSeq, a predicted model, not a curated record